This is a messenger RNA of Nicotiana tabacum (common tobacco), 907 nucleotides long. Its product is annotated as WEB family protein At1g75720-like. The record is from RefSeq and is a predicted model, not a curated record. Gene Ontology annotation, cellular component: cytosol. NCBI's taxonomy places the organism in Eukaryota, Viridiplantae, Streptophyta, Magnoliopsida, Solanales, Solanaceae. Gene Ontology annotation, biological process: chloroplast accumulation movement; chloroplast avoidance movement.
CUACCAAACAUUAACAGUCUUGAAACUAGUAAAAGCUAUAUAUUCAUAUCGUGUGAGAUAUAUAUAGCCAUAUUAUUUCCUAUAAUGAACAAAAUGGAAGUAGGAUAUUGUGAAGGUGAUGUGAAGAUGAUGAGAUCAAAGGCAGAGAUAGACACAAGUGCACCUUUUCGUUCAGUGAAGGAAGCUGUCACGUUGUUUGGCGAAAGAGUUCUUGCUGGAGAACUCUAUUCUCCUAACAAACUCAAACAGAUGCAAGAUGGAGAGAGUGAAAGUGACAACGUCCCCUGUAAGCUAGGAAUUGUAACUGCUGAACUAGAAGAGACAAAGCAAAGGCUGCAAAAAGCACGAGAAGAAAGCUUAUUCAUGGCUACUUGUCUCUCUUCUUUAGAAGAAGAACUCGAAAGAACAACGAAAGAGCUCGAAAAUCUAAAGAAUAUUAAGCAACAAUCUGAGAAAUUACAAUCAGAGAUUGAAGAUCUCAAGUUUGUUGAGGACAUGACGACGAAACUAGAAAUUAAUAUGGCAUCCGAAAAUAUUGAAUUUCAAAAGAAAAGAUAUGUGACUUUUGAAAAUCCUCCUAUAUUAAGCCAUGUUGUUAAUAUUCCAAAAUUAGGUGAUGAUCAUGUUAUAUUGCAGAGGCAUCCCUCCCUCAAGAAGAAGAAAAAGAAAUCCCUUAUCCCAUAUAUAGGGGGGAUUUUUUCAAGGAAGAAAAGUGGCUCUCAAGUUCAAUAAGCUAAGUCUUGAUGAGGAAUUUAAUGCAUAUCAGCUAUAUAUUCAAUAAUUUCCUAUAAUUUUGCUCAGUAGUGAAAUGAGUUGAGCUAGUGAAGGCAAAGAUAUUUCUUGCUAAAAAUCUCUCAAUUUAAUAAGGCUAUACUGUCACUUGAGUGAUAGUAGUACUUACUAUGAA